UUGUUUAUCGUUCUCCUAUCGACAUGGUGACCUCUGAUUGAUCUGUGCCAGUCUGUCGGAACAGGUUUUCACCGGUAUAAAGGCGGCAGAGAGUAGCAGUCAUCCACCAUUCAAUCUCAAAAACAUGACAAUCCUCACAAUCCCGAAGCUUGCAGAUGAGCUCUUCUUGCGACCCAUUGUAAUAUCAAUGAACAGCUUGGCCCUGUCAUCCCUUAUGUCCUAUGUCAUGUCUGCCAAUGGAAAUAUCGACUGGAGACCGAUAACCAUCUGCGUGACGUCGGAUAUCCUUGCGAUGGGGGCUGACCAUCUUAAGGAUAAAGAGGAGGAAUUCUCAUCUGACCGUAAUAACGCAAACGACCCACGCCUCGCCUCUUGGUUUGUAUAUGCACGAACCUUCCUUACCGCCAGCACUGUGCUCCUUGUACUGGCACUAUCUCUAUGUCCAGUGUCGACCCUCCUCACCACGGCAGCCUUCGUGGCCCCUGCCUUGCUAUGGACCACUCCGAUCAGCUUCCAGAAGUUUGGGCUGAUUUCAGGGCGCCUCCUCGGGAGGUCUGUUGAAGACAGCCAUCAGCCUUCCACGCCUGCGCCUACUCUGGUUAUCAAACGCAUCCCUGGAAUGAAAGCCAUAUUUAAUGGCAUCAUUCGAGGGUGUGGCAUCUACACCGUCAUCCUUUCUGUGUUGUCGGGAUCGGGAAAUCUGGCGGGCACGCUACCGUCUCCAUGGAGUACUGUUCAACUGAUAGUCUGGUCAACGGUCAACCGCACAUGCCACGCAAUCAUGACUGAUGUCCGUGAUUUCGAAGACGAUCUAAAGGACGGCGUCCCCACCAUACCCGUCCUUCUCGGAUCCGUCCGCAAGACGAAGGUCAUAUUAACGGCUUGUCACAUGCUUGUUGUGUUGACCUUCAUCGAAAACCCAUACAUUAUGGGGAGCUGUCUAUUUGCUGCAGCUCUGGUGUGGAUGCUUGACAAACACUCGCCCAAAAAGGCGUAUCUGUUUAGCUCUCACUCGCAGUCCUUGUUCAUUAUCUGGUAUUUGUUCACGAGGCAUAUUUAGGCUCCUGUCAGAAGAAUCUUGUGUUACUGUUAUUGAUAACUGCCUUGCAAACGUUUCUAGAUGCAACUGACUAACGGAGGAGACAUUCGUUGUCAUUCAUUAUUGUUGUCUCACCAUUGUUUCGUGUUAAGUUACCUAGUCUUUUAUUUUCACAAGGACAAUUGCCUAGCUAGAACAUAUCAAGCACAUG
Suillus clintonianus is the source of this 1250-nucleotide messenger RNA. RefSeq lists its product as uncharacterized. Gene Ontology annotation, molecular function: transferase activity, transferring alkyl or aryl (other than methyl) groups. The transcript has 4 exons. Gene Ontology annotation, cellular component: membrane. Lineage: Eukaryota; Fungi; Basidiomycota; Agaricomycetes; Boletales; Suillaceae. Bases 125 to 1060 code for a protein of 311 amino acids. The record is from RefSeq and is a predicted model, not a curated record.